GUGUACUAUGUAGUGUUACAUGUAUCAGAACAAUAGUUGAUGCCCUUGUUCUCUUCGCAUAAUGAUCCGUUCCUUUUAGUCCUUACUGACAGCAGCACGAGCUCCGCAAGACCCUCCGACCACGAGAUCCAGACCGCGCGGGAAUGGCUGGAAAAGCUGCAUACAAAUACCAUUCCGAAAUCAGUUGGCUCCAUAAGCUUUAGUCGAGCAUCAGGGCCAGGGGGUCAGAACGUAAAUAAAACCGAAUCUAAAGCUACCCUUAAAGUCCCCUUGGAGGCUCUACUGAAACAUGUCCCCUCCGCACUUCAUUCCGAGAUCAGGUCCUGCCGAUAUUAUGCUAAACGGACCGAUGCCUUGAUCUUCCAAGCAGACGAGAGUCGCAAACUGCACGACAACCUCGAUAGUUGUUAUGCAAAACUCCACCAGGUGGUGCUCGAUGCGGGGAAAUCCGCUGUACCGGGCGAGACAUCUGCUGAACAGAAAAAACAUGUCAAGAGCUUACAAAAGGCCGACAAUGAACGGAGGUUGAAGGGAAAGAAGCAGCAUAGUUCGAAAAAAAGCUCGAGAAGGAGUCGAGGGGACGACUGAAUCUCGAUUGACGGCGAUUCGAAUGGAAAAUCCGUAGCAUAACUUCGCCCAGAUGUAGGUCCUGCCGAAUCGAAGAACUUG
This is a messenger RNA of Aaosphaeria arxii CBS 175.79, 669 nucleotides long. RefSeq lists its product as uncharacterized. The coding region runs from base 40 to 588 and encodes 182 amino acids. Gene Ontology annotation, molecular function: translation release factor activity. Gene Ontology annotation, cellular component: mitochondrial large ribosomal subunit. NCBI's taxonomy places the organism in Eukaryota, Fungi, Ascomycota, Dothideomycetes, Pleosporales. Gene Ontology annotation, biological process: mitochondrial translational termination. The record is from RefSeq and is a predicted model, not a curated record. The transcript has 4 exons.